AUGCAGCCACAAAUAGAUGAGGCAUUGAGUGAAGGUGAUCAAACCCGAGAGAUGGACAUUGAACUGGAGGAGUUCCCUUUGGCUAAAGUUGAGGCAGAGAAAGAAGAAGGAUGGGACGCUAAAGUUGAGGCAGAGAAAGAAGAAGGGAAGGGAGAGGAGGGAGGCAAAGAAGGUGAUCAAACCCAGGCCAUGGGCAGUGAACAGGAGCUAUGUGAUGUAAAAGUUGCUGAGGAUGUUCCCAAAAAGAAGAAGGGAAGGAAGAGGAGGGAGGGCGGCGAUGAUACUUUAAAAGUAUUUGUUAGUGGGCUACGGGCAAAGAGCCAAAGAACAACAAAGAAGCCCAAGUUCUUAGAAUCUCCCUUCCAAACUGAAUUGCCAAAGAAGGGAAGGAAAGGGAAGAAAGGUGUCGUUGUGGUGGGAGACGACGACGACAAGGGGGAGAAGGAUGAGGGGAAGCCACUUGCUGUUUCACACCUCGGUAGGAGUACAUCUGUUGCAGAGCUAUGGAAAAGGGAAAAAAGUGAAGAGGAAAAAAAAUUAUUAGAGACGUUGAAUAUGGGCAUUCCUUCUUCACAAGACUUUGAUGUCAGGCUACCGGGAACAAUCAACGAAGGCUUUUACCAUAAUUUCACCGUUGAGGACAUUCCUGAUGUGUUGGCUGAUGAGAACAAGUGGCUUCAACAUUUUCUUACAUUGAAAGUUGACAAUCGGUUAUGUUUUGAGGUUGAAGGCCACACUAUAUGCAGAUAUGAUAUGCUACAUCUUCUACGUGGUGGAAGAUUAAAGGAUGAGAUCAUUGAAGCUCUGGUUGCAAGUCUUCGAACAUGGCUCAAGCUGCCAAUAAAUGCCCAUGUCGAAAGAAAAUACGCUAUUGUCACGUCGUAUUUUAGUAUUUGGUUGCUAACUGCUUCAAAUUUGGAUGAGCGCAAUGUCUAUAAAAAUUACAUAAAGAAGCAUAUAGAUGAAGGGAAGGAUGUGUUGAUAAUUCCAAUAUGUCACGCUGACCAUUGGCAUGUCCUUGAGGUCAACUUGGGGCAAAAAAAAUGCAGACAUUACAGCUCCGCUGACCACGAGGCAUGGGCUAGAGACAUGUUGACCAUCCAACUUUUUUUAGAUAGGAUGUACAUUCGGACAAUUUUUGAGGUUGAAGACCACACUAUAUGCAGAUAUGAUAUGCUACAUCUUCUACGUGGUGGAAGAUUAAAGGAUGAGAUCAUUGAAGCUCUGGUUGCAAGUCUUCGAACAUGGCUCAAGCUGCCAAUAAAUGCCCAUGUCGAAAGAAAAUACGCUAUUGUCACGUCGUAUUUUAGUAUUUGGUUGCUAACUGCUUCAAAUUUGGAUGAGCGCAAUGUCUAUAAAAAUUACAUAAAGAAGCAUAUAGAUGAAGGGAAGGAUGUGUUGAUAAUUCCAAUAUGUCACGCUGACCAUUGGCAUGUCCUUGAGGUCAACUUGGGGCAAAAAAAAUGCAGACAUUAUAGCUCCGCUGACCAUGAGGCAUGGGCUAGAGACGUGUUGACCAUCCAGCUUUUUUUAGAUAGGAUGGUGAGUGGUUUCGAUCAGGCGUCAACAUUCAGAGCAUUCCAAUAUGAAGCAGUCCCUUGUCGAACGCAAAAAGGCUCAUAUGAUUGUGGCAUACAUGCGUAUUUUUUCAUUAAGGCGAUCCUCGAGGGAAGGGAGGUGAUGGACAUUGAAGUCUUGCACAGGGAGUCGCAUAUGCUACGGGCUAGACUUGCUGCUCAAAUUAUAUGUGAAGGGCGUGAAUGGAAAAAGCUACGGUUGAAAUUAGACAGUGAUGAUCCAGAAUAUCUAUUGUACUUCGGGGGUAGUGAUGCACCUAUGAUUGAGUGGAAGUAUUAG
Asparagus officinalis (garden asparagus) is the source of this 1857-nucleotide messenger RNA. RefSeq lists its product as uncharacterized. Gene Ontology annotation, molecular function: cysteine-type peptidase activity. Gene Ontology annotation, biological process: proteolysis. The coding region runs from base 1 to 1857 and encodes 618 amino acids. NCBI's taxonomy places the organism in Eukaryota, Viridiplantae, Streptophyta, Magnoliopsida, Asparagales, Asparagaceae. The record is from RefSeq and is a predicted model, not a curated record. The transcript has 13 exons.